Macroventuria anomochaeta is the source of this 2036-nucleotide messenger RNA. RefSeq lists its product as uncharacterized. Bases 344 to 1801 code for a protein of 485 amino acids. NCBI's taxonomy places the organism in Eukaryota, Fungi, Ascomycota, Dothideomycetes, Pleosporales, Didymellaceae. The record is from RefSeq and is a predicted model, not a curated record. The transcript is spliced from 4 exons.
GCCUUUUACAGGUCUCACCUAACCCGAUGCACACAAUGCUGGGCGAGACGGCUUGCGCCCAUUGGACCGAGUGCGCAUGGCCCGCCGUUGGAGGCUGGACGAGUGGCUUGAGGUUAAUCUUUGCUCGACAGCCAAUGGUCUCAAAGACAUGCAUGUGUAGUGGGUAGGGUAGGUAGUGGGAGGCCUGAGUGUCGUUCUUCCCAUGGGUUUGAGGACUUCGGCUUGAUCUUACUUUACACACAGUACUGGGACUGACUUUUGGUUUACUUAUCGAGUGCUGAUCGGACGGCGAGUAGACCUUGUACGUCUUUUGCGAUACGCGAUAUAGAAGAGGAGGGCCGCUAUGGUGUAUCUAUCGACUGAGAGCCUGUUGGCUCUGAUUUGGACAAGUGCUGCGCUUGCGACGCCGUUAAUUGCAGAACCGAUGCGGAGGAACGACCUUGCAGUGCGCGACGAUACAGUUUGUCCGGAUGGAUACACAUCGAAGAACGGCAUGAGCUUCACAACAUAUUGCAAACAGAACAACCCUGGGAAUGAUGCUAUGGAUAUCAAGUACUUCACAUCUCCGUCCAUGGCAGACUGCAUGGAGCAUUGCUCGCGAUACUGGGGCAAUGGCGAAGGUUGCUAUGGCGUCGUAUGGCGAGAAGACAACAAAUGCUGGAUACGCAACAGCAACACCACCGUGAACGGCGUCGUCGACUCCACCGACGGCACACACUCCGCGCUCAUCGCCUCGAACACGUACGAUAAGGUCGACACGGCGUGUCCUGCCACCGACCUCUCGACACAUACUUUAGAUGGCGUUCCGGGACUGGGAUAUACGAUACAAUGCAACAAGGUUAUUGACGGAACAUAUGAUACUUGCUGGUCUGGCUACCCAAAGCCAUGCUGGGACACGCAACAUGUCGAAGGAGCCUUCAUCGGGUUCUACCACACCACGACCCUUGAGGCUUGCGUGCGGAUCUGUACCGACCAGAGUCCGCUUUGCAAAGGCGUUUCAUGGAACCCUGAUUACUCGAUCGGCUUCGCGAACUGCUGGCCCAAGACAGGCUUCAGUGAUAACCACAUGUCCACACCUUCCGCGAAGGACGGCGUGAUCCACUCCGUUACCAUCACGUCUUUCGAUCGUGUCGAUUCCAACUGUCCGUCGUCGAAUAGCUACGCGACCGCGGACAACAAUAAUUUUGACAUCCACUGCGGCCAGCUCAACGAAGGAACCAACAUCACACAGAUCCACACGCAGAACAUAACAUCAUGUAUGGACUCGUGCGCCACAACAGACAAGUGUGUCGGUGUGGUGUUUGACUCGACGCUGCAAAACGGGUUUAAAAACUGCUAUUUGCAGAACACUACAAGCACUACUAGCGACAAGGCAUCUGCGACUUUCGCCGCGCUGUCCGGGAGCUCGAUUCCGUCAUCAAGCAGCUCUUCCACACCGGGGAACUCAACUUCUGGUUCUGGUUCCGGGUCAUCUGGAAAGGGAGGCGAGAGCAAAGCUUGGAUUGCCGGCCCUGUUGUUGGUGGGCUUCUUGGGCUUGCGAUUGUUGCUGGUGCGGCGUUUUGGUGGCGGAGGCGGAAAAACAAUGCUGCGGCAGUGGGGGAGAAGCAUGAAGGUGUCCAGUAUGAUGCUGCGCCGGCAUAUUCACCGGGUCUGGCACCCCACGGCGCGCAGCAGCAGAUGAGCUAUUAUGAUGCACAUCCGAUGAACGAAGCAGAUGCAGGGGCUACGAGGAAUGAGUUGCCUGAAACAACAAAGUAUGCGCAUCGGACGGGGGAAGGGGAGGUGCAUGAGGCGCCAUGAUCCCAACGUACACUCCCUGGCGGCUAGCAUGUGAGGCUCGUCGAUGAAAUCACGACUUCCAAAAAGGCCGGCGGCGGCCUUUGCUGGACGUUCGUGAUAUGAGGCAGUGGUACAGCAUUCUGGCGUUUCUUCCAUGAUACCAAAAUUAUUUGUGCUUUUCUUGUCGUGAUUAAUAGUACGCUGUUAUCUUUUUCAAUGACCGAAAGAGUCUCCCUACAUAUAAACUUAGGUGAAC